Amoebophrya sp. A25 is the source of this 2304-nucleotide messenger RNA. The record is from the annotation of a GenBank genome assembly. Lineage: Eukaryota; Dinophyceae; Syndiniales; Amoebophryaceae.
CUCUCAUAAAGGUUUUUUUUUCCUAGGCAGAUCAUCAAUUGUAGUACCAGACGGGCUUGGUCGUGGAUAAGGAGGAUCGUUAAUUAUCAUUAUAUUAGGUGAGCGUGACUUCUGAAUUCUCUUUCUCUUUCAUUCUGAUUCUAAUUGUGUAACAUUAAGUGGAGUGUCCUAUUCUACUGUUUCAUUGACAUGACCUUGUGUUUUGGAGGAAAUGGAAAUUAUUAAUAUUCGUAGUCUUGGACUUAGUUUUUUCUGUAAAGUAUUCUUUUUACAACGACAACGGCUCGGCCAGUAUUUAAGCUUAUAGAAAAAAUGGUGCGCAUCGUUGACGGCAACGUGGUCCACGAUGAUGGGGAUGCCGUGCGACCAUCACCACCUACACCUCCGGAGAGAACUGAGGAAGUCUCAUCCUGAGCCGCUCCUCCAAGGGUUUAUGGCGUGCUUCAAAAAUUCAUUUCAUCCGUGUAGGACGUCUCUGCGUCAUUUCGGAUUUUGGAGUUAGUCCUGUCGUUAUUCUUAUCAUGGAAUGAAGCCCUGUAAUAGAACCACGGUAGAGAAGUAAAUUGACAGAUAAUUCGUCUAGGCAAUGAAUUCUUGAGGUGAACGAUCGCUAACUACGAAUGCGGCCUUCUACUUCUCAACAUGGAGCAGCGGGGUCUGGAAGUAGCGUGAUGAAUCCCCUGGAUUAUGCCGCAGUCGGGUAAGAAUUAUUAAGUUUUUGAUCGCCUUUUCGUUUUCCGAUUUAGAAGUUUAGCUUUAGCUCUAGGUUUAGGUUUGAUUCAUUCAGACACAGACGGUGUGGAAAAUUUCCGCGGACAGAGAUUUUCUUGGAUGAUGAACUAGAACAAACACUUGUUCUAAUAUCAUGAGUGAUCUCGUCCUUGUCGAGGUUGAGCUCGAUUAGAUUCUGAUUCCUCAUGUGUAUCUGUAUGUGUAUUCGGAAUCUUCUUGAUCGGGUUGUCCAUCACCUCCAUCCAGGUUUUGGUCAUUUUUCCGGAUUUUCCUGAUUUUCGUACAGAGCAUCUUUGCUCCAUCGAAGCCUAGUGCGGUUAUGAACGGAACGGGGAAGCCUGGAAAUGGCGGCGGCGGGCCACCUGGUCCCCGGAUUCAUAGGAUCCAACCACCCAUGCGAAGGGGCUGAGGCUAAGCGGCCGUUUGUCAACACACGUGGUAAGAUACUGGUGUUAAAACAGUGUGCCGAGGUCGGACGAUGUGUGUUGGCAAAUGCUCGUUUCUUAGGACAGACUUAGUGUACGUGAAGUACCUUCUGAUGGGAGGAGAUGAGGUAUCGUUGUCCUCUGGUGGGAGGUGAAGAAGCACCCAAGUUCAGCAAGGGCUACUGUUAAACGACAACGAAUCGGAGCUACUCCUCGAGGAGGCCCUCACUGCACUUAUUAUCGAAGUGGUCGCUAAACGAUGUCUAUGUGUGCCUAGAGUGCACGAUCACUGCUGAAGAUCAUUUGAUCAUAUUAUUUACGAUGUUUUGCCCUCAUUGUGAUUGUUCCUUUACAAUAAAUUUAGAUAAGUACUACUUCUCCCUUCAAGUUCAAGAUUAGGCGGACUAUUACUAACUUUAUGUCGUUGUCAACCGAGGCCAAAGAGUUUACUUCUGACUUCUUUUUUGCUUCCUCGCUCUUCGUGAUACAAGCCUAGGCAAUGAAAGCAAAAAUAUUCGCGGAUCUACGUAUCCAUAGAAUUUUUUAUUGCGGAAUUUACUAAUGCUUGUUGAUUUGUCUUCAACUUCAUGAUUUGUGAACAUAAUGUAACGUGUAGCUCACACCGACUCGCUCUAGCAACGCACAAUGUUAAUGGUGGUACCUAAUCCCGCAGCGAUGACAAUGAUUUCCCAAACUAACUCGAAGCGGAUGAAGCCAAUUAUUUUAUUUCUCCUGUAAGUUCCAUAUUAAGAUCUAAUUUGACUUUGUGAACACUUCCUGUCAUCUCCAAGAGUCUUCGAGGUGGAAACCCUCGCCCAUCUCUUUGUCUUAUUCGUUUACCGAAUGUCCUGUCAGGACAUACCCCGAACCCCCCACCCUUUGCAUUGAUCCCGAAGAUAAGGAUCACGAUCACCUCAUCCUUUUCCUUUUUAUCUCAAUAGAACAUUAACCGUCCAUCUCUGUGGCACGGUCAAUGAACCCAACCAAACAUAACUCGGAGAAGCAUCGUUGUCGAGCUGCUUGUUGAAUGAAUUCGAUCGCUCUAUGUUGUCUGUAUUAGACACUUGAAAACCAAUCAGUCAACAUAGAUGAGGUAAACAAGAUCAAGCGUCUCGGUGACUGAGAGUAUAUGAAUACGUAAAUUUCU